AUGGGAAGAGCACCGUGUUGUGACAAGGCUAACGUGAAGAAAGGGCCUUGGUGUCCUGAGGAAGAUGCAAAGCUCAAAUCCUACAUUGAAACGAGUGGCACAGGAGGCAAUUGGAUCGCUUUGCCUCACAAGAUUGGUUUGAAGAGAUGUGGGAAGAGUUGUAGGCUGAGAUGGCUUAACUAUCUAAGACCAAACAUCAAACAUGGUGGCUUCUCCGAGGAAGAAGAAAACUUCAUUUGUAACCUCUAUCUUACUAUUGGGAGCAGGUGGUCUAUAAUCGCUGCUCAAUUGCCGGGACGAACAGACAACGAUAUAAAGAACUAUUGGAACACGAGGCUCAAGAAGAAGCUCAUUAAUAAGCAACGCAAGGAGCUUCAAGAAGCUUGUAUGGAGCAACAAGAGAUGAUGGUCAUGAUGAAAAGACUACAACAACAACAACAACUCCAAACUACUUUCAUGAUGAGAGAAGACCAAACAAUGUUCACAUGGCCUCUACAAGACCUUCCUCAUGAUCCUCAUCAUGAUCAGGUACCAACUCUUGUCAUGAAUAAAACCAACUUGUUAUGCGACCAAGAAGAUGCUAAGCCAGCGAUCAUCAAGGACAUGGUCAAGAUCGAAGAUCAAGAACCGGAGAGAACAAACGCUUUUGAUCAUCUCUCCUUCUCUCAACUAUUGUUAGAUCCUAAUAAUAACCUAGGAUCAGGAGAAGGUUUCUCCAUGAACUCGAUCUUGAGCACCAACACAAACUCUCCACUGCUUAACACAAGUAUCAAUCAUCAAUGGGUCGGAAAUAAUUUCCAGGACGAAGCCAUCAACUUGUUUUCAGGAGCAACAAGUACUUCAGCAGAUCAAAGCACCAUAAGUUGGGAGGACAUAACCUCUCUUGUUUAUUCUGAUUCAAAGCAAUGCUGA
Microthlaspi erraticum is the source of this 912-nucleotide messenger RNA. The record is from the annotation of a GenBank genome assembly. Lineage: Eukaryota; Viridiplantae; Streptophyta; Magnoliopsida; Brassicales; Brassicaceae.